CCCAUUUGUUCUUCAGACGUUAUGGCAGUUGCUGGCGGUUGAUUCAAGUUCGCAUCCGAUUUUGAACGGGUUUUAGUGUAGCUUCAUUUUCUUCUCCCGGCUUGCCUACUCGAAACACAUGUAGACAUGGGACAGUACCUGAGCAGGUCUGUUGGCGAAAACAGCGGUAUGCCCGCGCAGAGCACCCCGUUGCCUGUGCGAAGGCAUGCCCGAAUGCUGACUCUCUCGGAAUUAGACCCCCGAUCUCCCACCACCGAGAUUAUGAGAACCCCGAUACAGAUGGAGGAAUCUGUGACACCCGACUAUUUGACACAGGAAGGUGUUGACAUCGACCCAAGGUCUCCCACAACUGCAUUCCAGCGCACUCCGAUACCACUCGGAGUGAUGAUCAAAAGGAAAGUGGAUGCGGAAAGCCCGAUGGCUGUGUGCUACGAGAAGAGACGUGUUUCUGAGAAUGCCUCGCAUAGUCCAGGCACAGUGAAACGCAAAGAGAGGAAGGUGAAAAAAUCUGAUGAAGACCUCAGUGGCACUCUGGAGCAGUUGACAGUGAGCAACACGCCACCAUGUGAACGCUUCGCACUGAAGAGCACGAGCCGCCCAAACACCCUGUUGAGGUCUCUACAGGAAAGCAAUUUGCAGAGAGCUGGCAAAGCAGACUACGUGGCUGCUCCCAAACGGUCCAACUCGUCGGAGGAGAAGGAGAACAGCAUCAUGCCAGCAAAUGCAUAGCACUGCACUUAAUCAAUGCACACGCUUGCAUAUAUAUGUGUGUUGUGCACUUAUUUUAUCUUCAGGUUACUUUUAUUUUCAAGGUUUUAAAUGGAAAUGACAAUAUCAGCUACAGUGAUCUCAUUUCAGCGUGACGACAUGUCCUUUUCAAGGGCCCCGUCAGCGUAUCCUUUGUGUGCGUGGGUGUGGUUCCUCUGCUUGCUUCCCUUUGGCAGAUACCGUCUUGGCGUCCGAUGGAAGAAGCUACACUUAUGCUGUCUGGGUAGUUCGAGAGUGGCUUGGUUUGUGUCUUUGGCUUCACGUGUUGGAUGGAUGGAUGAGUCGCUUUGCUGAGUGUGGUGUCCAUGUAUUUUCCAGAGUGAUUUUUUUAUAACUACUAUCAGGAUGCUUUGAGCGAGUGCAGGGCCUCCAGUUUUUGCUACAUGUUAUGCACUGACUGUACAAAUAUAUUGAAAGCACGCUGAAUAAAGCAUCUUGCACAGUUUGGCUUUAUAAA
Messenger RNA from Rhipicephalus microplus (southern cattle tick), 1225 nucleotides. RefSeq lists its product as uncharacterized. NCBI's taxonomy places the organism in Eukaryota, Metazoa, Arthropoda, Arachnida, Ixodida, Ixodidae. The record is from RefSeq and is a predicted model, not a curated record.